This is a messenger RNA of Centruroides sculpturatus (bark scorpion), 4635 nucleotides long. RefSeq lists its product as uncharacterized. The record is from RefSeq and is a predicted model, not a curated record. The transcript is spliced from 2 exons. Bases 158 to 2140 code for a protein of 660 amino acids. NCBI's taxonomy places the organism in Eukaryota, Metazoa, Arthropoda, Arachnida, Scorpiones, Buthidae.
GGGCUAUAAAACGGAUCGUCCUUAUCGCGCCAUCCGGCGGUAAAGCGUUAGAAAUGGCGACGGUAUUUACGAAGUUGACAAAACUCCAAUUCGAAUAAGUAAAUAAUGGACGAGACGUCCCCCGCCGACUCUCUAGCCGAAUGAAGAAGAGAUCAUCAUGAAAUUAGAAGACUUUCAGAGACUUUACAAGAAAGCGUCAUCCAUGUCAUUUUCUCUCAACAAAAUUGGCACGGCAAAUUUCAGAACCUUUUUAAAACAGCAGGCUCAGAACUUGGAAAGUACCGAAGAAUGCAUCUUUUUUCUGCUUUUGAGUUGUUGCGCAGGAUGCAUGGGAGAGGGUUCCGUGCUGGAACUGACUCCAGACUGGCAAGAAUCUCCAAUAUUUUGGUCCAUUCUGGUCACAGGAUUGGUACAGGACUCGUUGGGCAUAACAGACAGACUCUGCCAGCAGCUGAUCGAAGUCCAGAAUGAGUGCACUAGAUCUGGCGAGAAUUCUGAGGGUCACAAUCAGUUUGUGGUGGAAUUCUUUGACACCGAGGGACUGAUUGACGUCCUGCAUUCCAGAGGAUCCGCCCUGGCACUGUAUUAUAAACUGGAUCUCUUUAAAGAGAUCUUAUCCACGUCCAAAGGAAUUUUGGAUGUCUUGGAAAAACUCUAUCAGGGUUCUUCUCUCAUCAUGAAUUAUGGAAAGUUGAGACGUGUUUUACAAAAACCAUGCAUGAAUAUAUCCUGCAUAUCCGAACCGUUUGGUUUAUAUCAGAUUCUGUGCAAGAGAGACAGCUUUUCCAAAUUUGUUGAAAAUUGUUUUAGUCUCAUCGGCAGAAGCAAGAUCAAACAAAAUAAUAAUUCCUUGCCCAUUCAAUCAUCUCACAGCUUAAAAAAGUUAUUUAAGACAAUUUAUGAAAUCCACAAAGAAACUAAAUUAACUUAUAAGUUAACUGAAGAAGCUCAGACCGUGUUUUCGCAGUAUCAUGAUGAGUUCGUCGAACUCAUGACCAAAUUCAUUGACAAAAGCAAAUACCCGAUAUAUCAAAAUGCUACUAAGCUACUGGCGAGAGUGAGCUUGAUACUUCACGUAAUUGAAAAUGCAUUAAAUACCAUUAGUUGGAAUUUGACCUUAGAUCAUUUGAUAUGGAAUGUCGAAAUUGAUGCCAGCACGUUACACCAGGCCAGAAUAAUUGUAAAUUUUCUCCUUCAGCAGAAGGAUGUUCUUGUACAGUCAACGAUUUUUCAACGCGAAAGUAAUUUUGUGAAAACAUUUUCUGCCAUCAGGCAGGUGAGUAACGUUCCCAAUCACCAGCCUAUUCAAAACAGAACUCCUGUUAAGUCUUCCACUCCGAAUCAUGUACACACUCCUCAGAAUGCAAGUCUGAAUGCUGGAAACGUGAUUCAAAAAACUACUACAAACAGUUCUGGUGCAAAUUUGAAUAAUCACAUCAUACCUGCCUCCCCGAAUCAUUCAAAUGCAAGUGUGUCUGCUUCUGCAUCCACAUCCGCAUCCAACUCCUUGAUCUCAAACAAUUCCACAAACAAUCAGCAAAAACUACCAACCAUCGUAAAUGUUUUUUCAGCUGGUCUGCCAGUUUCUGAUAUGGUCGGUGCAACGAAAGACAACCCUUCUGGAGAUGUGAGUCUUCCUCUGGACAUCACGUUGCCGUCAUCCUUGUCCAUUUCAGUAGUUCCAGAGACGAGUGCAAACAAUUCCGCCAACAUGACAACUUCACAAGACAAAAAUGAAUUAAGUUUAUAUCUGACAAAAAUUCAGGAAAGAUUUUUUAAUAAAUACAAGCAGCACAUUAAUACAAUUUUAACACACAAGGAAGAAACAAUUUCUUCAGAUUACGUGAACCAAAUAAAUCUCCUCCAUUCCAAGAAGGUAGCAAAGAGAUCCAAACCAUCUCUCGACUUCUGCUGCUACAUUCUUCGAAAUGUGGCAGAUCUGGGAUUCGGUCAGUACCUGGUGGUGAACGGAAACCAGUCGGAAGCAGUCUUUAAGAAAAAACCCUUUGCAAAUCUAAAGAAGAAACAACUGUUGCUGUUGCUGAUCUUAGGAAUUGACGAAAAUGAAUAUCAAAAAGCAUUUAAACAGGGUGAAACAUCCAGGAAAGAACUGGAAAAUGUGGUGGUUAUAGAUGACUGAAUUUACGAAAGGAAAGGAUGCUGUCGAAACAUCGCACAAAACUAUACCAGAUCAUUAUACUAAACUUUGUAAUUAGUCAAGUUUUCAUUUAUUUUAAUUCCGACAAGAUCAUAUCCUAUCCAAAAUAUUCAUUAUACGAGCCGAAACAAAACAAAACAAAACCAUGCUUUGGACCAGUUAAAUUAUUUUAUGAUUAUUUCUUUUUAAAGUUCAUUUGUUUUUUGUAAAUGAAUCGUUAAUGCCAAAUGUCAACUAACUCAUUGAUACCAUCAUACGGUGUACAUAGUAUUUACACUCAUCAGUUCACAUUCUUAUUUUGAGGUCAUUCAAAUGCCAAAGACAAGACGGUAUUUAUUCUUUUUUAAAGUGGAAUUUUACUAAAAAUCAACUCAAUUAGAGUGCAAUUUCUCCUGUAAUUUUCUAUAAAAUAACCUCAUAAAUAUCAUAUGUAUUAAAGUCAUUGUUUUUAUAAUAAUAAAGUUAAAGUUUACCGGUUUAAAGUUCAUUUUGUAUUUUUGUCUGGAAUUCUGUCAAUUUUCUUUGAUGUCAUCCAUGUUGCUUUCAUUCUGUUUCUGAUUAAUUUGACAAUUGUUUCCAAAUAUUUUAUGUUUGUGUAAUUAUAGUACUUUGUAAAGCACAGCAUGCUCGUCCUCAUUUCCACAAAGCAAUUCAUCACACAAAAAUGAUCUGUAAAGACCAUUUCUGUGUAAUGAAUUGCAUUGCAUGCAAUUCAUUACACAGAAUUACACGGAAUUGCAUUGCAUGCAAUUCCGUGUAAGAAACUACUUUCAUUUAUUCUGAGACACACACAAAAAUACUGUACAUUUAAAUACAUUCUGUUACACUUAGAUGUCAAUUUAUUAAACAUAUAUAUAAUUGCAAACAACACUACAGGAUAUGUGCACAAUUGAUUUACAUUUGAUCAGUUUCCAUGCACUUUCUCUGCCUGCUGUACAACACUAAGUAGGCAAAGAAUAAUGUUAAUUGAACAAAGUUCUACUCAGAUCUGUAUUUCUGCCAUAUUAAGUCUCUGUUGAUUCCGUGCUGCGGAAGAAACUUGUCUGGAAACAUGAAUACCGUCCAUGUGAGAAUUUGUCUUCCAUUAAAGAAAACAGAUACAUGAUUUAAUACUAUCAUAUUAACUAUCAAUGUAAUAUACCAAAUGCUGGAGUUAUUCAUGUUGUUUCAGUUGACCAAACUGUCAGCUGUUUGAAUCUAUUGAUGCUUCAGGUAAGUAGUGCAUUCUUGUAUUCAAUUCAAAGUUGUAAAAUAAUGUUUUAAACUGGUUGUGAGAUUUGUGGGCCUGAGGUCCUAAGGAUUUGGCAAUGCAACUUUAUUUUUAGUGAUGAUGCAACUUUUCAUUUAUCCAGAAAGGUCAAUAGAUAUAAUAUCUGGAUAAGGGAAUUCCGGAAUCCCCACACUGUCAUUGAGAUGAAAUGUGACAGCUCCAAAGUGAAUGCAUUUUGUGCCGUUUCCAGAAGACACGUACUUGACCAAUUCUUUAUAGAGGACUGUGUCACAGGAAGAAUGUACCCGGACAAGCUGAAAAACUGGUUAACACUAUAAUUUGUGGAUGAGGAGAAAUGGGUUUAUUUACAAGUGAGACAGGAGCCCCACAACAUUGGCACGUAGACAUCCAGGAGUGCCUAAAUGUACACCUGCCAAGUCAAUGAAUUGGUCAUGCAACAGCCACAGACAAUGGCUGCUUGUGGCCACCCCACACCUCAGUGUGUGUAGUUUCUUCCCGUGGAGGUUUCGUCAAAGACAAUGUUUACAUCCCUCCACUUCUGACGAUAAUGUCCGAAUUUCAAAGGUGCAUCGACACCACCUUCAGAAACAUCACCACAAAACACACUUUAGAGGGUUUGGUGAGAACAGGAGUACUACUCAGACAUCUGCCAUGCCACAUAUGGGAUGCAUAUCAAAUGCAUUUAAGGUCAGCACAAACUUGCAAAUAUUCAUUCCUCUUUCAAAUGGUGAUAAUAUCAGGUAUUUCUGUUUGACAAUUUUUUAGAUCAUAUUUUCAUCAAUAUCAAAUACUUAAUGCACACAUUGUAUAUUACUAAUUGGCAUAUCAUUAGCAUAUAUUUUAAUUCCUAGUAUACCAUUAUUUACAAAAUAUGUUAGCAUUGACAGGUUUAAUAAGCCUGUAACUUCGUAAGAAAAAUGCACAUGGCUACCAGGAGUCUAAAAAGUUUACUUGUGGCUCACAUCCAGAAAAGGUAGCUCUUUGCUAUUUUAAACAGAGUCAAAAUCUCUGGAUAUGAUUAUGUGUAUUGCAUUAUAUGGCAUAUGGGAUAUCUUUAUUUGUAACUCAGCAUGGUUUGUACCAGAAAUUUCUGACCUCCAGGAAAAUAUCUCUCAAGUUUUUGUCAUCAGUCAUUUUGAUGUUUUUACUCUGGAGAAACUGGGACUUUAAAAAAUCAAUUUAUGAUUACAGAUGUCAAAAGAAUAAAUUGAUUUUCAUACAAAGUAUCUCCAUAAUCGUGAUUCAA